Molecule: messenger RNA, 801 nt
Organism: Rosa chinensis
Lineage: Eukaryota; Viridiplantae; Streptophyta; Magnoliopsida; Rosales; Rosaceae
Product: late embryogenesis abundant protein D-34
Exons: 4
Coding region: 40-801 (253 amino acids)
Source: RefSeq, a predicted model, not a curated record
GUAAUCGAACGUUUGGACAAAUUUCUCUGAUCCAAAAAAAUGAGCCAAGAACAGCCGAGGAGGCCCGUCGAGGAUGAGCAGCAGGGGGGUGACCAAUACGGCGACUCUUAUCUCGAGCUCGCGGCGAAGGUGGUGGCUGAUAAGGAUGCAGACUCCGCCGUGCAGAGCCCCGUCGGUCUGAAGCUUAUUAAUGCAGAUGACUUCAGCACUAAGAAGACUGAACAUCCCGGACGGCGAGUUGUUCCCGAGUCAGUCGGCGGACAGGGUACGAGUCAAAAUUCAAGGCAAGUAGAUGAAAAGGAAAGGAAAAUCUGUGAAUUAGCUAAGGUUGUUGUGCAAUACAGCCAGAGAGGUCAUUUGUCAGCACUAAUAACCGGUCAACCUAUUGGCGGUGCUAGCAGUCAAAUCACCAUCGGCGAAGCCUUGGAGGCGACCGCCAUGACGGCUGGACAGAAGCCGGUGGAGUGGAGUGAUGCGGCCGCAAUUCAAGCCGCCGAGGUUAGAGCCACUGGCCGAACCAACAUUGUACCCGGUGGUGUCGCUGCCGCAGCUCAAUCGGCGGCAACUCUCAAUGCUAGGGCUACGCGUGACGAGGACAAGACAAAACUUGCUGAUAUCCUUGCGGAUGCAACUUCAAAAUUACCGGCAGACAAACCGGCGACACGAAGGGAUGCUGAGGGGGUGACGGGUGCAGAAAUGCGAAAUGAUCCAUAUCUGACCACCCAUCCCACCGGUGUGGCAGCUUCGGUGGCUGCCGCUGCUAGGCUCAACCAGGGUAAUAGCAUUGAAGGAACAAAAUAG